Schistosoma margrebowiei is the source of this 1633-nucleotide messenger RNA. The record is from the annotation of a GenBank genome assembly. NCBI's taxonomy places the organism in Eukaryota, Metazoa, Platyhelminthes, Trematoda, Strigeidida, Schistosomatidae.
AUUGAUUGAUCAAUAAUUCAUUAUAGUUUGUAUUGUGUUCCAUUAUAAGAGAAUUGAGUUCAUUGAUUUUAAAAAAAAAACAACAACCCAGUUUUAUUCUUUCAAAGAAGUAACAAACCAUAAGAACUUGAUAUUCAUUUAAUGAUGAAAUUAGAUGACAACUAAACAUCAAAUAGAAUGAAUAAAGUAAAAAGAGAAAUCUAUUAGAUUAUAAUUAGUAAUGGGGAAUACAUUCUCUUCUUCAGAAGAUCUUUCCAGUUCUAAUAACGAAAACAACAAGAGAAAAACAUCUAAUUCGUCAAAAGGUGGAAAGCCUAAAAUUCUUUCAAUACAAGAGUAUGAAGCAGAAUUGGAUCUUUUAACUAAUGAACCAAAAUCCUCUGAUGAUACAGACACAGAGGAAUCAUUUUCUGAUGAAGAUGAUGACAAUGACAAAGAUGAAAUGAAAUCCUUUACAUUACCGAAUUCAAGCAAACUUCAAUUAUCUGUCCAUUAUAAUGAUGCAGAACAAGAAAUGCAUGUGAAUGUUAUACGUGCAAAUAAUGUACCAGGCAGAGAAGCUGGCGGACCCUCAGCUUAUCAAAUUAACUUAUCUAUGGAACCAGAUAAUAAACAAUAUUGGCAAAGUAAAAUACGUACAGCACCAAAUCCAGAAUACUUAGAAGAAUGGAAAUUUAAAAUUCCUCUUGUUACUAUACACAAAUCUACGUUAAUUUGUUGUAUCGUUGGAUUUUUCGGAAAUGAAGAAUAUCUGUGUGGAGAAGCUUUUCUACCAUUUGAAAAUUUAAAUUUAAAUAUUGAAAAUAUUCUCACAGUAAAUUUUCAAUCAAUCCAUGUUCUACCGGCUUCACAUGAUUUGCAAUUAACAAAGACAGAAGUUGAAACAGACAGUAAAAGUAAAAUUGCAACGUCAAAAUUAACCGAUCAAGAUCGACCAUCAAUUUGUCCACAGAAUGAAAAUUCAAUCAUUUUCAAUACACGAUUAUCUAAAGUUUUACUUAUGCUACGAUUAAGUCAAAAUACUGGACGAUUUGAAUGUUGUAUUCAACAAAUUAAUCUUAUUGGUAUACGAUUAAGUAAAAUACCAAAACGAAGUAUCUAUGUGAAAUUAUUUAUUAGAACAGAAGAAGAUGGUUUAAUUAAUAAAGCGCAUAGUGCAUCUCAUCAACAACAAUCUACAAUACACAUGAAUGAAACAUUUGCAUUUUAUAUAAAACCAUAUCAAAUAGGCCAAAUCACUAUAGAAUUUUCAUUAUUCAAAAGAAAACCAUUCAAUAAACGAAUUAUAAUUGGAACGUGCAAAAUAGGUAAAUAUAAUACAAGUAUUAAUGAAUUAGAACAUUGGGAACGUGUAUUAGCUACAAAAGAUCAAGUCAUAUCACAAUGGCAUAAAUUCUAUCCAAUAGCAAUAACACCAUCGGAAAUGACAUUAAAAAUGGAAGAUUGAUUGAUUGUUUUUUUUGUGUUUCUUUUUUAGGGGGGGGAUUAUUUAUUAUAAUCAUUUCUUUCUAUUUAACUACUUUCAAUGUAUACACUUUUAAUGAUUAAAGAAAUGAUUAAUGGCUUUAUUCAGUAUUAUGUAAUUGGUACAAUCAAUAUAGAAUUCUCAACAUAAAGUAUUUCAAUAAGUUUU